Molecule: messenger RNA, 922 nt
Organism: Gekko japonicus
Lineage: Eukaryota; Metazoa; Chordata; Lepidosauria; Squamata; Gekkonidae
Product: protein FAM35A-like
Exons: 5
Biological process (GO): regulation of double-strand break repair via homologous recombination
Cellular component (GO): nucleus; site of double-strand break
Source: RefSeq, a predicted model, not a curated record
AGUCUACAUACAGUUACAGAGGAGAGAAACAAACAAAAAUUAUUCUAGCAGUGGAGCAGGUGAAAGAUCGGCACUAUACGCUAGUGUUAUGGGGAGCUGUGGCAGCCUGUUGUCCUCAGCUUCAAAGGAAAAAAGAUCACAUAUGGCAGUUUAAGUAUCUCUUUGCAAGGCACAACCCUGUCUCUGGUGAACUUGAAUUGCACACGACCCCGUGGUCAUCCUUUGAGUGUCUUUUUGAUGAUGACAAAAGAGCUGUUGAGUUCAAAGAGAAGUUUGACAGGGGUGUCAAAUCCCUGAUGAGCGUGACAGGCCUUCCUGCUCACCUGGAGGAGAAACGUUCUGGAGUAAUCCAAGUGAGAGCCCACAUCUCAGAGCUGAAAUUUGCCGCCGCUUCCUCUCCAUGUGGACAGCUUGUUUUCAAUGCUCGUACUUCCCUUCAGCACAUAUUUGAUUCUCUUUCUCGGAUCACCUACCCAGGCUGUGCAAAAUGUGGACUUGAACUGCAGAUGGAUGACAACAAGAUCUACAAACAGUGCCUUAGCUGCGUGCCCUUGAACAAAGUGAAAAUGUUCUACAGACCCGCGUUGAUGACUGUAGAAGAUGGGGGAUACGACAUCCCUGUGCGGGUGGUGCCAGAGCUGAUGGAGAAAAUGUUCCUCGGUAUUCCAGCAGACUGGCUGAACAAGACCAUAGAGCCUUUCUUGGAUACCACCUAUGGCAUGAUCGUGGCAGACCUGUGCCAUUCCCUGGUCACAGACUCUAAAGCAUCCUAUCUUUUGGAAAUGAGGAGUCAGUUUGUUCUGGAUGAAAACAGCUAUCCUCUGGAGAAGAACUUCCACCUGCUGGGUUUGCAUAUCGAUCUCUGAAACAAGAGCUUCUUAACAAAAUAGAUCAGCCAUCUCACUGCCCAAAGAGGGAAAGA